Messenger RNA from Microcebus murinus (gray mouse lemur), 1349 nucleotides. It is a transcript of the gene CNBP, whose product is annotated as CCHC-type zinc finger nucleic acid binding protein. Lineage: Eukaryota; Metazoa; Chordata; Mammalia; Primates; Cheirogaleidae. The record is from RefSeq and is a predicted model, not a curated record. Gene Ontology annotation, molecular function: zinc ion binding; nucleic acid binding.
CGUGAGAGUGGGGCCGUGUGCAGACCCGCGUGUGGCGCAGCCAAGCCCCGGAGAUAAACAGCCGCCGCCGCCGCCGCCGCCUGGCGAGAGCCGCCGUCCCCGGGGUUGCGUCCGAGCCUUCUCCGCCGCAGCCGCCGAGCUAACUGCAGCCAUGAGCAGCAACGAGUGCUUCAAGUGUGGAAGAUCCGGCCACUGGGCCCGGGAGUGCCCCACCGGCGGUGGCCGCGGCCGGGGCAUGCGGAGCCGCGGCAGAGGUGGUUUUACCUCGGAUAGAGGUUUCCAGUUUGUGUCCUCCUCUCUCCCUGACAUCUGCUACCGCUGUGGCGAGUCCGGUCACCUGGCCAAGGAUUGCGACCUUCAGGAGGAUGAAGCCUGCUAUAACUGCGGCAGAGGCGGCCACAUCGCCAAGGACUGCAAGGAGCCCAAGCGGGAGCGGGAGCAGUGCUGCUACAACUGCGGCAAGCCCGGCCACCUGGCCCGCGACUGCGACCACGCCGACGAGCAGAAGUGCUACUCCUGCGGCGAGUUCGGCCACAUCCAGAAAGAUUGCACCAAAGUCAAGUGCUACAGGUGUGGCGAGACCGGUCACGUAGCCAUCAACUGCAGCAAGACGAGCGAAGUGAACUGCUACCGCUGCGGGGAGUCGGGGCACCUGGCGCGGGAGUGCACGAUCGAGGCCACCGCCUAACUCGGUCCCUCUGUCGCCCCUCCUUUUUCUGAUUGAUGGUUGUAUUAUUUUCUCUGAAUCCUCUUCACUGGCCAGAGGUGGGCAGGUAGAGGCGACUUCCCAGGCCAGUGAGCUUUUUACUUGCCGUGUGUAAAAAGGAGAUAAAGGGGUGGAACAAAAAAAAAAAAAAAAAAAAAAAAAACCAAAAAAAAAAAACCGACUUUCUGCAUUUAACUACAAAAAAAAAAAAGUUUAUGUUUAGUUUGGUAGAGGUGUUACGUAUAAUGCUUUGUUAAAAAGAACCCCUUUUCCGUGCUACUGGUGAAUUAGGGAAUUGGAGAGUGGGUAAAGAGGCGAGUCAGACCUCACUUGCCACGGUGAAGCCCGUGUCCUUCGUUUUCUCGACCAUCCUGUUCCCAGCGUUAGGAGGUUGAAAACCGGCUCUGGAAGCUUCCCUGAGCUUCCAGUGACGACUUUGAUAGCUUUGAACGUUAGCACAUUGGAGGUGAUGAUGAUGAUGAUGAUGAUGAUGGCCUUGGGAUCGUCCGACCUCAGUAGCUAAAAAAAAAAAAGCAAACAAAUAACAUCGAAUAACAUCUGUCCAUAUCAGGCCCUACGUAGAACGUUUAACAGUUGAGUUGGGAGUAGACAAAGGUUUAAAAAAAGAGACAAAAAAAAAAAA